Aspergillus neoniger CBS 115656 is the source of this 3357-nucleotide messenger RNA. RefSeq names its product GPI-anchor transamidase subunit GAA1. Gene Ontology annotation, molecular function: serine-type endopeptidase activity. The record is from RefSeq and is a predicted model, not a curated record. Gene Ontology annotation, cellular component: membrane; GPI-anchor transamidase complex. Lineage: Eukaryota; Fungi; Ascomycota; Eurotiomycetes; Eurotiales; Aspergillaceae. Gene Ontology annotation, biological process: attachment of GPI anchor to protein. The transcript is spliced from 11 exons. The coding region runs from base 492 to 3203 and encodes 903 amino acids.
CCAGCCACCCCCGGAAAGCACUAAAGUAGUGCCUCUGCUCUCUUCCCUGGGGCUGUCUGGCCUUAUCUUCUAACUUAUUGUUUCCCGCUAUUUUUCUGCGCUGUUUGAGUUCCAUCCGUUGGCUUGUUUCAUCUUGGCUCAAUUCCCGUCGCGUAUACCGGAGUUUGCGUGCAUUGCAUCCCGUGGCUUCAAAACUAGUCAUUGCCAAUGAUUCAAAGUUCAUAAGUCCUUUAUCAAAACCAACAGAAAUACCAUCUCUCGAAUUGUCCUACUCGGUUCCGCUCCUUCCUCUCGACCACACGAGACACUCCCAAGCCCUCGUGGCUAUUCCAUCGCUCCCUAGACUCCGCCAGUCCCGUGUUGUACAUCGCACCUCGACUUCCACGGCGCCUUCAUUGAUAUAUUCCGCCUGCGAUACUAUCGACCUUCAUCUAUCGUUGUAAUAAACUUGCCUUGACAUAUCGCCUUGCUACGGCCAUUCGCACUCGACCAUGGCCACUCCCGCUGCCCUUCCGCCGCUACCCUUCAACCCGUCCAGGGUACGAUCUUACGUCCUCCGCCUACCGCUUUUCACCCGGCUCGUACUUCUAGCGAUUAUUUUAUUCUGGCUACUGGAGCUUCAGACAAUCUGGAGUGUGGUACAAUGGGGCUCCGUGAUACCAGAGGAGGUUGGAUUCGGCACUAUGUACCGUCUUAACACCUACCCUUUCAUCCACUUGGGAUUCUUCCAUGCCUUCUUGAAUAUACUGGCGCUCACGCCCUUGUUGGAGCGCUUUGAGGCCGAGCAUGGCACAUUGACCGCCGUUGCGCUGUUCAUUGGGCCUCUUUCUACGCUCCCUGCAGGCAUUUAUAUUCUGAUUGAGAAGUUUGUUUUGCAUAGGAAUACUGCGGUCGUGGGUUCAAGUAUCUGGGUCUUCCUUCUCCUGGGCUCCGAGGCCAUUCGGACCUUCAAAUCAAACCCCUACUUUAGUCUCGGGUCGACUAAAAUUCCCACGUGGACGUCGCCCCUAUUCGCAUGCGCUCUUGUCUCGAUUCUUGUGCCGAACACCAGCUUCCUUGGCCAUCUAUGCGCUAUCCUGGUCGGAUACUUGCUCGGCCUUGGGGUCCUCAAGAUUUUCGUUCCCCCGGAGAAGGUUCUGAGAUGGAUUGAGGGCAAGCUCAAUUUGCUCGGAAGACUGCCACACUACGUGUCAGUGGAUCAGAAGACGUACGGCCGUUAUGGAGUCCUUCCCACGACUACCACCGGCGGAGAAAGGGGAACCCCGAUGAGCUUCCUCGGCUCAUCGCAACGCCUUGAUCUCAUGGCCUUGAAAUCUGCGAUCCGCAAAGUGCGGAGUAACCCUCACUUCCUCUUCGUGCACUUACCGCACAUCCUCUCCUUCAUCUGCAUCGUCGCCGGCGUUGUUUGGCUCCUCCUACUCCCCCUCAACGAUUACUCCCGACAGACCUACAUCUCCGAGAACGCGCUCCUGCCGGGUCAAGUCCACGCCUAUUUCUCCGGUAGCGAGCAGCACAUCUUCCGCGGAUACAAGAAGGAGCUAGAGGGGGUACUUGAAGGGCAGACUGCCGAGGGACAGGAAGCAUGGAAUGAUGCCUUUACUCCUGCUGUGUCGGAUAAGAUUCAAUCGAUAUUGAAAGCUACCGGAUUGAAAGUCGCCACGCAAAACUACGAAUACACGUCGUCAGGGAUUACGCAUCAGGGACAGAAUGUCUACGCGAUUAUUCAGGCGCCGCGAGGAGAUGCCACCGAAGCUAUUGUGCUCGUGGCGGCAUGGAAUACCGUGGAGGAUGAGCUAAAUUUGAAUGGCGCCACGCUUGCGCUUACGUUGGCGAGAUACUUUAAGCGGUGGUCACUGUGGUCGAAGGAUAUUAUUUUCUUGUUUCCGCCGGACAGUAAGGCAGGCACUCAGGCGUGGAUUGACGCAUACCAUGAUAUGCAGCCGGCGUUUGUGCAGCCCCUUCCCUUGAAGAGCGGUGCUUUGCAGGGAGGCUUGGUGAUUGAAUACCCGUUUGACCAUCGCUUCGAGUCUCUGCAUAUUCUCUAUGACGGUGUUAAUGGCCAGUUGCCCAACUUGGAUUUGUUCAACACGGCUAUAUCUAUUACCGGUGGGCAGAUGGGCAUCGGGACCAAUCUGCAGGAGAUGUGGGAUCACGAUGAUAGUUACGAGAUGCGGUUGCAGACCAUUAUGAGAGGAAUGGUCAAGCAGGGCUUUGGCUAUGCCACGGGUCCUCACAGCAGUUUCAUGCCGUAUCACAUUGAUGCUAUCACCCUCCAGACGAAGGGCGAAGGCUGGCAAGAUGAGAUGGCACUGGGCCGCACAGUUGAGAGUCUCUGCCGCAGCUUGAACAACCUCCUCGAGCACCUGCACCAGAGUUUCUUCUUCUAUCUUCUCAUGCAGACCAACCGGUUCGUCAGCAUCGGCACAUAUCUCCCUAGCGCGAUGUUGAUUGCCGGUAACUUCACCAUUAUGGCAAUCGCUCUCUGGCUCCGGACAGGCUACUACCCUGGCUCGCAGCAAGCCUCGAAGCCCACGAAAGAACAAGUUGCAACCACAGCUACCGAGAAGCACGACGACAAACAAGCACCACCCGCGAAAGCAGACACCAGUAACAACAUCAUAGAACGUCAACUGGCCCUCCCGCUCACUCUCGUCGUCAGCCUCCAUCUCCUGGGUCUAAUCCCCCUCUACAUCUUCAACAACAUCCCCCACCAGUACUACCCAACAGCAACCUACACCAGCAUCCUCGCCAACUUCAUCCUCCCCCUCCUCCUCUCCGCCACCCUAUUCCACACCCUAACCCCCCACCCACAACAAUACCACCUCAUUAAAUCCUUCUCCCUCCUCAUCCUCGGCCUCUUCCUCUCCACCCUCGCAACCCUCAACUUCUCUCUCUCCUUCAUGGUCGGUCUCCUCUGCGCCCCGCUAAGCUUCAUCCACCGCAUCAACCCGCAAACCACCUCCCGUACCCUCAGAUACAUCCUCAGUACGCUCGCUUUGGCACUAUUGAAUGUGCUUUCCCCGCCUGUCGUUCUGCUCGCAGCGUGCUGGUACUUCGGCGCUGAUGUCGAGACGGUCUUGACGCAAGCCGCUUUCGGGUGGGAUGUCUGGGGCGUAUGGACGCAGGUCGUUGUUUGGUGUGUUUGGUGGCCUGCUUGGGUGGCCGGGUGUGCGUUGGUGGGGUUCUCGUUGUUUUCGUCUUGAUCGAAUGAGAAUAAGUUGAGUUUAUGUUGUGGGGAGUCGGACCAGGGGCUUCAAUACAUGACUGAUGGGUAGAAGAAGUCUUACGUAGGUGGAGGCAAGGAUGGAUAGAUCAAUAGUUCGUUGUUUCUUUUUCUGUUUCUGUAUUAUAAUAGGC